CUGACCAGAGACUCGGCGCCCAAUCGCGGCGGGUAAACUGAACUGUGUUGUUGUUAGCAACUAGCAACUACAUGUAAGCUAAUGUUAGCCGAUCUUUGCUAAGGGAACAAAAUAGUUUGAUUGAUUCAUUUCACAUCGACGUGCAGCGCGGUUAUAGUUCUGCUGUAACGGCCACAACAGUCAGCAGGUUCUUCUCAGCGGGUGGUUUUCUCCCUUAAGGAAAUAUGACUUCUGCACUGUCAGAUCCAACAUUAGAGAGACAUUUCAAGGGUCACAGAGACACUGUAACAAGUGUGGACUUCAGCUGCAACAUGAAACAGAUUGCUACAGGCUCCAUGGACUCCUGCGUUAUGAUCUGGAACAUGAAACCUCAGAUGCGAGCCUAUCGCUUUGAUGGCCACAAAGAUGCUGUCAUUUCUGUUCAGUUUUCUCCUUCUGGCCACCUGGUGGCCUCUGCCUCCAGAGAUAAGACUGUGCGUCUUUGGAUACCAAGCAUGAAGGCAGAGUCAACAGUGUUCAGGGCUCACACUGGUACCGUGCGCAGUGUGAACUUUUCCAGUGACGGACAGAAUCUGGUCACAGCCUCUGAUGACAAGACCAUCAAAGUAUGGACUGUUCACCGGCAAAAGUUCCAGUUUUCUCUCAAUCAGCACAUCAACUGGGUCCGCUGUGCCAAGUUUUCUCCAGAUGAUCGCUUGAUUGUGUCGUGCAGUGAUGAUAAGACUAUAAAGCUGUGGGACAAGAACAGCAGAGAGUGCAUUCAUUCUUUCUAUGAAUAUGCUGGUUAUUCAAGUCACGUGGACUUUCACCCUAGUGGGACAUGCAUUGCUGCAGCCAGUAGUGACAACUCUGUUAAGGUGUGGGACAUUAGAUCACACAAGAUGCUGCAACACUAUCAAGUCCACAGUGGUGUAGUGAACAGCUUGUCUUUCCACCCGGCUGGUAAUUUUCUCAUCACUGGGUCUGGUGAUUCCACAGUGAAGAUACUGGACCUUGUAGAGGGCAAGCUUCUAUAUACGCUGCACGGACACCAGGGUCCAGUUACCUGUGUGGCCUUCUCCAGGACAGGAGAGUACUUUGCCUCAGGAGGCUCUGAUGAACAGCUAAUGGUGUGGAAGAGCAACUUUGAUUGUAGUGACCCUGUGAAGCUACCACGUAAAACCACUUCCAGCUCACAGACAGCAGCAGUCAGCUCCUCAGCUCAACCCCCCUUUAACUCACAUCCCUCUAUGCUCCGCAGCCAGACUCCUGAACCGUCAGAGCACUUUAACAGGCAGGACUCCCGAACUGCUGCCCACACUCAGAACAGCAGUCGCAGCGGCAGCCACAGUAGAACAACACCUUCCCACCCCUGCACGAACCACAGCUCCAGCUCCUCCUCCAACCACCACACGCACUCCCAGAAUGCACCGCAGCGCUCACCCCACGUUCACGGGUCCCGCGCCUCUGACGGAGACCUGCCGCCCGGUCUGGCGGGCACCCUAGAGCACAUCAUGGGUCAGCUGGAUGUCCUCACUCAGACGGUUUCGAUCCUGGAGCAGAGGCUGACGCUGACAGAGGACAAGCUCAAGGAGUGUCUGCAGAACCAGGUGGAGAUCGGCCUGCACCUCCAGAGAACGGAGGAGGCCCAAGAGUGAGGAGCAAGGAGCGAGCGAGCGCUUGAGCUUGAUCUUGUGGUGUGUGGGGAAAUGAGGUCGCAUCAACACCAUAAACAGAAACUAACACUGGUCUGUUGUUUGACGUGAGCGACUCAGUCGCACAGAGUCACGUGCACGGCAGCGUUUUCCCCACUAGACCCCGAGGCGUUCUGCUGAUCUACUGAUUAUUAGUUGUAGGAGAUAUCACACGGAAGGAACUGAAAAAGUUGCUCUGCGCUCUCUCUCCUCGUUUCUGCUGACAGAGGACGUGCUGCCUCCAGUCGCCGUGCACGUAUGUGGACGCGUGUGCACGAUGGCCACAAGUACAGAAGUGUAGAUACAUCUGAGAGACCUUUGUACUAGUCUAUGGUUAGCACAUGGGCCCUCCCUCUGUGUGUGUGUGUGUGUGUGUGUGUGUGUGUGUGUGUGUGUGUGUGUGUGUGUGUGUGUGUGUGUGUGUGUGUGUGUGUGUGUGUGUGUGUGUGUGUGUGUGUUCAGGCCUAUGCAGACAACUCAUAGUGUUUGAUUCAUAGUGAUGCUUGUGCUAAUACAGUACACAUUUAAAACCACUUUGUUUACCUGUCUGAAUUUAUCUACUGGCCAUGAUUUCUCUAUAGAGGAGCAGCCCAUUUCAUUUCAUCAGCAGGCACCUGUUGCAAAGCCAUUCCAGUGCCUUAUUUGAAUCCUAUGUGGCCAAACUGUGUCCCUACUGGUGAGGUUUGAGGCCACACUGACGCACGUUCCCUCAUCACAUGAACAUAGAUGCUGUAGAUUCAUGUAUUUAUUUUAGGCCUAUAAUGUGUAGAUCAUCCUUCUGCCCCAUCAAGGUCCAAACAUUAUCAGGCCAAUUGGGUAGAAGACGUGAGGUUCAGGACUGGUACAGGUUUCCAACGUUGUCCAGUUUGAGUAGGAAGUCACGGAACCUUAAGUCUGUGUUUUUUAUUAAUUUUGAAUUAUUUUAAUGUUAUAUUACCAAAAAACAGAAAAAAGGUCACCAAUGUUUGGAAGGCGAUCUGUCACAUUGUUGACUUUCACUGGAUUUGUGUUUGGGUGAAGUUCUAACAGAGCCUAUUGAGCUGAUUUGUAGUUUGAACUCUUUUGCUUGGGAGAAGAACUUCUGGUUGUAGUUACGAUGUUACUGUAAGAUAAGUAUCUUAUUCUGUGUGAAACUUUCACCCACUGAACAUAAGUUAUUGUACACAUCAUUAAUAAACGUUUCUCUUAUUUCUCUUUUUAAA
This is a messenger RNA of Betta splendens (Siamese fighting fish), 2875 nucleotides long. RefSeq names its product POC1 centriolar protein A (gene poc1a). Gene Ontology annotation, cellular component: ciliary basal body; centriole. The transcript is spliced from 11 exons. Gene Ontology annotation, molecular function: protein binding. Bases 225 to 1637 code for a protein of 470 amino acids. Lineage: Eukaryota; Metazoa; Chordata; Actinopteri; Anabantiformes; Osphronemidae. The record is from RefSeq and is a predicted model, not a curated record. Gene Ontology annotation, biological process: cilium assembly.